CUCUCUACCUGCUUCUCCUCACACUGACAAUGGCUGAAACCCAGCUGUGUGGAUUACAGGACGAGUUCACCUGCUCGCUGUGUCUGGACACCCUGACUGACCCUGUCUCCAUUGCCUGUGGGCAUAAUUUCUGUCUGAAGUGCCUCACUGAUUUCUGGGAUCAGAGCCAAGUGUGCCGCUGUCCUCAGUGCAGAGAGACCUUCAACACGAGGCCUAUGCUGAACAUAAACACUGGGCUGAAUGCAGUUAUCAAAAAAUUAAAGAAACCGAGACUCAGUCCUCCUCCAUCUAUAAAUUAUGCUGGCCCUGGAGACAUGGAGUGUGACUUCUGCAUUGGGAAAAAGUUCAGAGCGGUGAAGUCCUGUCUGACCUGCUUGGCCUCCUUCUGUCAGACUCAUCUGCAGCCUCACAAUGAAGUAGCAGCCCUGAAGUACCACAAGCUGACUGAUCCAGUUAGAAAUCCGCAGGAGAAACUCUGUGCAAAACAUCAGAAAAGUCUGGAGAUGUUUUGUAAAACUGACGACACCUGCAUCUGCAUGAUGUGUGGACUGACUGAACAUCAUGGUCAUGAAAUGGUUGAGCUGGAGAUGGAAAGACAAGAAAACCAGAAACAGCUGUGGGUGACACAGAGUGAAAUCAGGAGCGGACUUGAGCAGCGAGAGAAAACACUGAAGGAGAUGAGGAGGGCAAUGGAGCAGAUGAAGAGAUCAGUUGAAAGAGAGCUAGAAGAAAAUGAGAAAAGCUUCACUGAUCUGAUCCGCUGCAUUGAAGAAACUCAG
Messenger RNA from Polypterus senegalus (gray bichir), 779 nucleotides. RefSeq names its product E3 ubiquitin/ISG15 ligase TRIM25-like. Gene Ontology annotation, molecular function: zinc ion binding. NCBI's taxonomy places the organism in Eukaryota, Metazoa, Chordata, Cladistia, Polypteriformes, Polypteridae. The annotation marks the transcript as partial. The transcript is spliced from 3 exons. The record is from RefSeq and is a predicted model, not a curated record.